Molecule: messenger RNA, 1015 nt
Organism: Cyphomyrmex costatus
Lineage: Eukaryota; Metazoa; Arthropoda; Insecta; Hymenoptera; Formicidae
Product: Vacuolar H[+] ATPase PPA1 subunit 1
Exons: 5
Coding region: 192-818 (208 amino acids)
Biological process (GO): proton transmembrane transport
Cellular component (GO): proton-transporting V-type ATPase, V0 domain
Molecular function (GO): proton-transporting ATPase activity, rotational mechanism
Source: RefSeq, a predicted model, not a curated record
GCGUCGGGUGUGCGUGAUCUUUUCGUGAGUCUCUCAAUGUGGGGAAUCUAAAAUUUGUUAAACAAGAAACGAAAGGACUACCGGGCUACUUGGCUUCUCCCCAGAGUGUUGGCUGUGCUCGGCUGUGCUUGAAGACCGUGGUGUAUUACAUAUACUGUAUUGCGUAAACGGUGAAACUUACUGUCGCAACGAUGAGGUACAUCCUGGGCUAUACAUUUACCGUCACCACCUCUGUGACGAUUCUUAUUCUGAUUUUGUAUUAUUUAUUUACUGGCAAAGGAGAGCAGAUUAGCAUUGCAUGGUUCUUGACGAAUACUUCUCCAUAUAUGUGGUGCACAUUGGGUAUAGGUCUAUCAGUAGCUUUGUCUGUAGUAGGCGCUGCAUUGGGUAUCCAUACCACAGGUGUGUCUAUUGUUGGUGGUGGUGUGAAAGCACCUAGAAUCAAGACAAAAAAUUUGAUUUCUGUGAUAUUCUGUGAGGCUGUAGCUAUUUAUGGCUUGAUCACUGCCAUUGUCCUAUCUGGAAUGCUUGACAAAUUCACUGCAGAAGCUUACAAAAGUGAAGAAAUCAGAAAUCAGAACUGGUUGUCUGGAUAUCUAAUGUUUGGUGCUGGUUUAUCCGUUGGUCUCGUCAAUCUUUUCUGCGGUAUAGCGGUCGGAAUCGUUGGCUCUGGUGCAGCUCUCGCCGAUGCGGCUAACUCUGCCCUUUUUGUGAAAAUUCUUAUAGUCGAGAUUUUUGGUUCUGCUAUAGGACUUUUUGGUUUAAUUGUUGGUAUUUAUAUGACAUCUAAAGUGAAAAUGGGCGAUAAAUUAACAUAAAUUACGAGAGAACGAGAGAGAGUAUUAUCGGGAUCACAAUGUUCCAUUCCACAUUUAGUCAUCAGUAAAAGAGAUUCUAGAGGAAUGACUGCAUAUCUAUAAAAUCAUUGUGACAUCAGAAGAAUUUUCCAGAUACCAAUGCAAAUUUGGUAUAUUGCAUGUCUGUAAUUACAUUCAUACGAUUUUAGAUGACGUAA